AAAUUGUUCAUUAACACAGACAGGUAGAGGUGGAAACAACACUCAUUUAACUCUAGGAACGCAUUAGUUUCAGCAGGAUUUACCUGGGGGAUCAAUCACUGCUGGCAGUUGAGACAAAAAGUCCUCGUUUUCGGCUCAAGAGAGAUCCUUUCUGGAGGCAGCAUGUCCAAUUUUACCUCAAGAAAAAUGUCUCCCACAGGAAAUGGUAUAAAGAGUACCACUCAGGGGACCACACUGAGACAACAGGGUUUUCAUGAGGUGAACAAAAGAAGGACUUUCUUACAGGACAACAGCUGGAUAAAGAAACGUCCUGAAGAAGAAAAAGAUGAAAAUUAUGGUAGGGUGGUGCUCAACCGACACAACUCCCAUGAUGCCUUGGACAGGAAAGCAAAUGAGAGAGAUGAGCCAAAGGCUACGAUUAGUCGGUAUAGAUCUGAUGACACUUUAGACAGGAUCUCAGACAGAAAUGAUGCCACUAAAACAUAUAAGACCAAUACCGUGGACAACCGACUAACCAAUAGAAACACGUCCACAUUUAGAUCACCAGAAGCAGCAAAGACGCAACCUGGAAGUUUGUUCAGUGCGAACAGCACCAGCAUCCCAGCUCCUACUUCUGCUACAACUCCUGUAAAGAAAAAGAGACAGUCCUGGUUUCCACCACCUCCUCCUGGUUACAGUGCCACCCCAAGCACGGGAGCAAACAGAAGGGAACCAACUGUUCACCCUCCAAUACCUCCAAAGCCCAGUUCUCCUGUUUCAUCUCCUAACCAGCUGAGAUGGGAGAACAGGCAGAUUUGUCCAACUAAACCAGGUGUACAUACAGAAACCAACAGAUCCACUGAAAAAAGUAUAAGGACUCAGGAUCUCGAGAAUAUCGUUAAAGUGGCCACUUCACUUCAGAAAACUAACAAGGGUGAAGAAUUGGAUAACCUCAUAAAAAUGAAGAAAAGUUUGAAUAGAAAUCAAGGUCUUGAUGGUCUCUUCAGAGCAAAUCGUAGGGCAGAGCAAACAGAGAAAAGAGCCAAAAGCCUUGAAAAUCUCAUUUUUAUGAAUACUCGAACAGACAAAGAUGGCAAAGGAAGCCAAGAUCUCGAAACGAUUAUCAAAGUGAAUGCUAGGAGAGAUAAAACUAGGAGAGGAGGUGAAGACCUUGAUAAUCUUAUCAGAGCAAAUCCCAAAGGAAGUGAAAAUGCUACUGGAAAACAAGACCUUGCUGGAUUUAUUAAAGUGAAUCCUGAAACAAAUAAAAAUAUCAAGAGGGGCCAGAGCCUUGACAAUCUUAUUCAAGUGACUCCUGAAGGAAACAGAAGUAACACAGGUUCCAAAGACCUUGAUAACCUCAUCAAAGUGGUUCCACAAACAGGAAAAAGUGUGCAAGGGGGCCAAAGUCUUGACAGCCUCAUCCAAGUAGCUCCUGAAACAAACAGAACUAACCAAAGCAGGAAAGAAGGUCUAGAUGAACUUAUUAAUAUAAGCCCCAAAGCUGUCAAAAACAUGGCUGGAAAUCAAGAUCUUGAUAAGCUCAUCAGAGUGAAUCCUGAAACUCUCACCAGCAACCAGAGAAACCAGGAUCUGGAUAACCUCAUCAAAGUGAAACCUGCAGUGACCAGAAGCAGUCAGAGUGAAGGCUUGGACAAUCUCAUUAAAGUGAAAUCUUCAGCUCUCCGAGACACUGAGCGAGACCAAGACCUGAAAAAUGUAAUUGAAAUAAAUUCUAAUGUGCCUAAAAAUAAAAAUGAAAGGGUAGAUGGCCAAGUCGUUGGAUCCACUGAUGCUUUAAAUAACCAGCUUACUAGAACUCCUGCCCAUUCUUAUGAAGCCAGGAAGAAUCUCAGCUUCAAUGCUGAAACCAGGCAUGCAGGACCAAAGGAUACCUUUGUGUAUACAAGGACAUAUGUGGAGAACAGUAAAUCACUGAAGGAUGGAUAUCAGGAGAAUAUCUCUGGAAAAUACAUACAAACUGUUUAUUCGACUUCAGAUAGGUCUGUCAUUGAAAGAGAUAUGUGUACUUAUUGCCGGAAACCUUUGGGUAUAGAAACUAAAAUGAUUUUAGAUGAAUUACAAAUUUGCUGCCAUUCCACUUGCUUCAAGUGUGAAAUAUGCAAACGGCCUUUGGAAAACCUGCAAGCAGGUGACAGUAUUUGGAUUUACAGACAGACAAUACACUGUGAACCUUGCUACUCUAAAGUUAUGGCAAAGUGGAUUCAAUAAUUCUGGCACAUGGAAAUCAAGAUAAAAGCAUUCAUUAGGAAAUUAAAAUUUUAUUUUAAGAAUAUGUAAUCUAGAAAAGCUUUUACACUGAAGAUUGAGUCUUAUAUAGAAUUAACAAUUCUAUUGCAUAAGUAAUCUAAUUGCCUUAAAUAAGGUCAUAUACAUAAAGGAAACCAUCUGGUAUCUGGCUAGAUUUAGCUAUGAAAAAUUCAAGUGGUUCCAGUCACCAAUGUCAAAGGAAUUAUGCUUCUGAUGGCAGUGAGCUAUGUCAACCUUAUCUAGUUCCAUCUCUGUUCUUUAUUGGGCUGUGCAUUGUAGUUGCCAUUAUAGACAAGUUUCCUUUUUUCUCAUCUUUGUUUCUGUAAGGAUUUGGAUUUACAGACAUUAUUGACACCCUGACAAACUGUCAAAAAAAAGCAAGAUAUGUUUCUUUUGUGUAUAAAAGAAAUGUUGAUGUUAUCUUUCAAUUUACCACAGUUGUAAUUUUUAUAGAAUGUUUUAAAAACAAAAACAUGGAUUUAUGGGUAAUGGGUAAAAUCACAUGACUUGUGUAGUUUACGUAUUAAAAUUGCUAAAUUUUCUUUGCAUGCAUUUCAAAAUCCAAGUAUAUGCAUAAUCUCUGAGAAAUAAUGGUUGUGGAUUAUAAAGACAUAUGCUUUUUGCUUGUUGCAUCUACUCAUAUUACGUAGCACUUUAUGGUCACAGACAGCUUAUAAAUAAAAAUGAAAUGAACUACCAGUUACAUAGAA
Nyctereutes procyonoides (raccoon dog) is the source of this 2960-nucleotide messenger RNA. It is a transcript of the gene SCEL, whose product is annotated as sciellin. The transcript is spliced from 32 exons. Gene Ontology annotation, biological process: epidermis development. The record is from RefSeq and is a predicted model, not a curated record. Bases 163 to 2211 code for a protein of 682 amino acids. Lineage: Eukaryota; Metazoa; Chordata; Mammalia; Carnivora; Canidae. Gene Ontology annotation, cellular component: cytoplasm.